Messenger RNA from Trypanosoma conorhini, 621 nucleotides. RefSeq names its product trans-sialidase. The coding region runs from base 1 to 621 and encodes 206 amino acids. Lineage: Eukaryota; Euglenozoa; Kinetoplastea; Trypanosomatida; Trypanosomatidae. The record is from RefSeq and is a predicted model, not a curated record. The transcript has a single exon.
AUGCCUGCUCUUGUCGUGGGCGACCACGAAAAGGAGGGCGACCACGGCGUGGGUGCCGGCAUUUGGGCAAAAUACAAGGCGUACGGAGGCGACGGUAAGUUGGCACAAGACACGACAUGGGCGGAAGCAACGUGGACGCUGCAGACUGUGGACGAACGGUUGGCGGAGGAGCACACGUACGCCCCACCGUUCGGCUCCAAGGCCGUGGUGAAGGGAGACAAAAUGUGUAUUGUUGUGCCAGCCACGGAUGCCGCACGGGGUGGCGUUCAGUCGGGCCUUGAGCCCUUCGCUGGUCGCGCUGCGGGGCCCGCGGCAGAGGGAGGAGGGAAGCAGGCCCCAUGGGAGGCGCCCAGGUCGCUGAAGUCCACGCUUGCCGGGAAGAUGACUAGGCACUCGUGGGAGGUGUUGUUUGCUGCCCUUGGGGCAAAGGCGCUGCAGUUGGGGCGACGACGACUGUCUUCCCUCUUGUGGCAAUUGGCGGCCCCACCGAUGAGGGAGAGGGCGCCUGCACCGUCGUGCGCUCCGACGACGGUGGGAGCAGCUGGCAGUUUCCUGCGACGCCUGUGGUUGCCCAGGGCUGUGCCGGUGCCACGCUUCUUGAGUGGGCGGGGGAGCUUUUGA